AUGAAUGCGAGAACACGUUUUUUAAUCGUCGGGAUGCUUGUAUCCGGUGUCUGCAAUACGUUGCUAAACAAACUUCAAGACAUGCAAUGUGUUGAGAACUGUGAUGACAAAGACCCUUCCAAGCGCGAAUACUUUGAGCAGCCUGUGUGGCAAACUUUGAACAUGUUCAUAGGCGAGACUCUCUGUUUCAUCGCUAUAUACAUUCAAAUGAUUCUAGAUUCGUACAAAGAGGAAAAGGAUGUUGAUCGGCCUCUAGCAGUUGAGAGAACGUCAACUGACGACUCUAUUGAACUGGAAGACGAGUACGUGCCCCGGCAAGAAGAGUUAUCUGGAUGGAAAAUAUUUCUAUUUUGGAUACCGACACUUUGCGACAUCUGUGGAACUACGCUUAUGAACGUCGGUCUUAUUUAUACGUCAGCUUCUGUAUAUCAAAUGCUUCGCGGAGCAGUAGUUCUCUUCACUGGCAGCUUUUCGGUAAUCUUCCUCAAACGAAGACUUUUGCCGUAUCAUUGGUUCUCUCUCUUUUUAGUGGUAUUGGGUGUUACAGUCGUAGGCCUCUCAAGCGUUCUGUUUCCACCACUCAGACCAGCUGAAGACGAUGUUUUGACCACUGGUGCCCCUUUCGCCCUGAUCGGCGUCAUAUUUGUUCUGUUUGCUCAAGUAUUUACAGCUUCUCAGUUUGUAAUAGAAGAAAAGCUUGUAGAAAAAUAUAAUGUUAGUCCUCUUCGCGCUGUAGGACUCGAGGGCAUUUUUGGAUUGACGACCAUAACAUUUGGGACAAUUAUAUUUUACUAUAUGUAUGGAAUUCAUCAUCCGGGAGGGUAUUUUGACAUUCCCGCUGGUUGGAAUCAGAUCAUAAGCUUUCCUCAAAUAUGGCGUGCGGGCAUUGCUAUCUGCUUUUCUAUCGCAUUCUUUAACUAUUUUGGGUUAGCAGUUACAAGGACUGUCAGUGCCACUGCAAGAAGUACGAUCGAUACAUCCAGGAUUGUAUUUGUUUGGAUGGUUUCAUUGCUUUUGGGUUGGGAGAUAUUUUCAUGGUUACAAGUAUUAGGGUUCGUUAUCCUCGUUACCGGCACAUUUAUUUUCAAUAAUGUUAUAGAUCCACCAAGUUGUCUCUCUGAAGGCCGUGCUGAAGAGCGUAGACCGCUAAUUCGUAGAACCUCUGAAGACAUGUUGUAA
Paraglomus brasilianum is the source of this 1179-nucleotide messenger RNA. NCBI's taxonomy places the organism in Eukaryota, Fungi, Glomeromycota, Glomeromycetes, Paraglomerales, Paraglomeraceae. The record is from the annotation of a GenBank genome assembly.